Molecule: messenger RNA, 290 nt
Organism: Tuber aestivum (summer truffle)
Lineage: Eukaryota; Fungi; Ascomycota; Pezizomycetes; Pezizales; Tuberaceae
Source: the annotation of a GenBank genome assembly
AUGCGCAAGACCUCCACGACUCUUAUGGUGCAGCUGCUGCAAAACCUCUCCAUCCGAUUUCCCCCCAGUGAGGGCCUAGCCAGGAUCGUUAAAACCCCCGUCUCAGUAACACCCGCGAAAUUUCGGAAGGUGACGCUACCAUGGGAAGCGCCCAUUGUGAAUGCCUAGGGUACAUUUGCGGCCUUGAGGACAACGAGAGCAUCUGCGUUGCUGUGGGCGCCAUGGGGAAGGGAAUGGAUCACUUUGCCGAUGGGUGGGUUGAUGAAAAGACUGGUGUCAGCAAUCACUAG